GACUGCAAUUCACACACACACACACACACACACACUCUCACACACAAACACACACUUAUAUACACAAUUGCUGCGCACACAUACACUCCUGAUUUUUCUACCUUCCCUCACUGCCAUUCGGACCAAAUCGGUUGAUUUCUUGAUUUGUUGUGAGGACAUGGCGGGCCUCCUGUGUGGGACCAAGAGGAAGCAACAAGUGAGUGAUCUCCAUGAGGAGGGAAAGAAUGCCAUCAAUGCCCCCUUGCUUCCCUCAGGCACAGACAUCCAUCCAGAAGAUACACUGCUGGAGGAAAAUGCUGAGAGGAUCAUGUUGGACCCAACAUCAAGGGAAAAUCCUAAAUUUAAAGAUCUCUUAAAGGUCCUGAUCGACUGGAUCAACAGUGAGUUGGAGGAAGAGAGGAUCAUAGUCAAGGACCUAGAGGAGGACUGUUAUGAUGGACAAGUACUCCAGAAGUUAUUUGAAAAGUUGUCAGGCAGAAAGCUGAACGUGGCGGAGGUGACGCAGUCAGAAAUUGGCCAGAAACAGAAGCUUCAGACGGUGUUAGAAGCUGUCAACGAUGUGCUGAGGCCUCAUGGCUGGACCGUUGAGUGGAGUGUAGACUCUAUCCACUCAAAGAACCUGGUGGCUAUCAUCUAUCUUUUGGUGGCUCUCGCUAUGCACUUCCAGGCCCCAAUCAGGCUGCCCGAGCACGUCUCCGUACAGGUGGUGGUGGUCAAGAAACGAGAAGGCAUCCUACAGACAGCUCUAAUGACCAAGGAGCUGACGAGCACCACAGAAAUGAUGAUGGGAAGAUUUGAGAGAGAUGCAUUUGACACUUUGUUGGAUCAUGCACCUGACAAGCUUAACGUGGUAAAAACGUCACUCAUCACCUUUGUGAACAAACACCUAAACAAGCUGAAUCUGGAAGUUACUGAGCUGGAAUCUCAGUUUGCUGAUGGAGUUUACCUGAUUUUACUGAUGGGGCUGCUGGAAGACUAUUUUGUCCCACUGUAUAACUUCUUCCUCACGCCUGAGAGUUUUGAGCAGAAGGUCCACAAUGUGGCAUUUGCCUUUGAGCUGAUGCAGGAAGGAGGCCUAAAGAAACCCAAAGCCAGACCAGAAGAUGUCGUCAACCUGAACCUGAAGUCCACCCUCAGAGUCCUUUACAAUCUAUUCACCAACUACAAAACCUCUGCAUGAGCUUUUCCUGUCUUUAACGCCUGGCAUUACCCUGAACACUGCCCUGUGCCUGCACUGAUAUUAUACAUUACAGUCUGGACACUGUAGGAGACCAACUGGGACUGAAAGUCAUCAUUAUGUGGGACUUAAAAAGCCCCAGGGGGUCUAGCCAGAAAAAAGGCUCUGAACGCUAGUAUUUAAUCUUCCCCAAAUGUCAGUAUUUAUUUUUCCCUCCUCGAAUGUUAACUGCAACCCAGGAAACUCUGCAACCUUUAGCCCUGCAUUUGAAUACAUAGCAAUCACGGGGAAAUGUUAAAACUGGAAAACGUUUGUGUGUCAUACUGAACUCAUUACGCUCCGUCGUAGAUUAUUAUAAAAAAUUAUAAAAUGCUGUAAUAUAUUAUCAAGUGUCUUAGAAUGCUUUUCAUAAAUAUGAAUGUAAUCAUUAGCUAUUUUCUUUGAAAAAAAUUUGAUGAGUAUAUCGGAAAUUUUCGUGUCCAUAAAAUCCAGAAAAAUUACACAUUUUCUGUUUAACCUUCACAAAAAAAGUUUUAUGUAGAAAGUUUGGUCUGUGAGGUUUAGGAGAAAGGUUUCAAGUUGACAACAUAUUGUCAUUUAAGGCUAAAUAUAGAACACCCUAUAAUAAAAUACACCGAAACUGAGAAAAUUACCUAAAAAUGAAGAAAAUACAUCCAUGGUGCCUUUGAAUAACCUUUAUUUAAUCCAUUAUUUGUUCUUGUAUAAAGUACAAAUAAAAAUUUGUCAUUAAACAAUACAGCAUACUGUAAUUAUAUAUAAAUUAUAUUUUGUUUUGAAUAUUUGCAGUCUGUAGAUGAUAAAACUUUACAAUUAAAUAGCUCAAAUUGUUAGAAUCCAA
This is a messenger RNA of Maylandia zebra (zebra mbuna), 2036 nucleotides long. RefSeq names its product parvin, beta (gene parvb). Gene Ontology annotation, molecular function: actin binding. Gene Ontology annotation, biological process: actin cytoskeleton organization; substrate adhesion-dependent cell spreading; establishment or maintenance of cell polarity regulating cell shape. The record is from RefSeq and is a predicted model, not a curated record. Lineage: Eukaryota; Metazoa; Chordata; Actinopteri; Cichliformes; Cichlidae. Gene Ontology annotation, cellular component: lamellipodium; cytoplasm; actin cytoskeleton.